AUGAAUACACUUCGUUCCAAGCAAAUUGCGUUUGGCGCAACAGCUGCAGCAGUUGUGUCAACUCAAUUUUUUUUCAAUUGGGGCGUAAACAAGACAAUCUAUCCUCCAAAUAGCACCACCACUGAUAAUAGAUUGUUUCCAACAUAUGUUUAUGACCGUAAUGAAUUAAGCGAUUUAAUACUCUUUAAAGAACCAUUGUUACUCAAUUUCACCUAUCAAGGGGACAAAAAGUGUAACAAGCUCACACAAUCGUUGUUCGAUAUUUUAGCCUACAAGGAGAACUAUCCAUUAGAUAGUAAGAAGAAUCCGGUGAACUUGGCGAAUAUAUCGUGUGAUACGCCUGGUGCUAGAGAUUUGAUGCUCACGUAUGGAAUCAACAAGGUGCCAUCUGUACUUUGUUUACACAAGCAAAUUCCAUACGAUAAAUAUGUUCCUAAGGAUCUCGAAGGCGGGGUUAAUGAACAAGAACUUAAGGCUUGGAUAGCAUCUGUUGCUAAAUGA
This is a messenger RNA of Debaryomyces fabryi, 501 nucleotides long. RefSeq lists its product as uncharacterized. Bases 1 to 501 code for a protein of 166 amino acids. The record is from RefSeq and is a predicted model, not a curated record. The transcript has a single exon. NCBI's taxonomy places the organism in Eukaryota, Fungi, Ascomycota, Pichiomycetes, Serinales, Debaryomycetaceae.